CAUUACGUUUAUAACUCGUUGAUCGGUUUGCAGUUAUUUUUUUAAAAGUGAAUUUUUUUAUUAAAAAGUAAAAUGUCUACAAUAAAGCUUUACUAUUUUCCGGCAAGUGGUGCAGCCAGAAUUGCACUUAUGGCUGCGAGAUUGGUCGGAGUACCUAUACAAUUAGAAAUAGUGGAUUUAAUGAAGAAAGAGCAAUAUAGUGACGCGUAUUUAAAGAUAAACCCACUACACUGUGUACCCACUCUUGAUGAUGAUGGUUUUAUACUUUCGGAAAGUCGCGCAAUAGCAUGUUAUUUAGCGGAUAAAUAUGGAACUAAUGACACAAUUUAUCCUAAAGACCCUAAAAAGCGAGCUAUUGUCAAUCAACGACUGUAUUUUGAUUGUUCGAAUUUAGUUAUUAAGAUGAGAGCUAUUUGUUACCCUAUAAUAUACAAAGGUGAAACAGAAAUAAAAGAGAACCUGCGAGAUGAUUUUAACGCAUCUUUGUCGAUUUUGGAUAAGUAUUUGGAGAAUAGCAAGUGGGUUGCCGGUGAACAUGUAACUAUUGCAGACACAACCAUUUAUGCCUCUAUGUCUGGAAUAUUUGCAAUAGGUUGGGAUUUAUCCUCUUUUCCGAAUAUCCAACGUUGGCUCAAAGAUUGUUCUAGUUUACCUGGUUAUGAAGAAAAUGAAAAAGGUGCUAAAAUAUUUGCAGAAGCUGUAAAAAAGAAUCUAAAACAAUGAA
This is a messenger RNA of Papilio machaon (common yellow swallowtail), 724 nucleotides long. Its product is annotated as glutathione S-transferase 1. Gene Ontology annotation, molecular function: glutathione transferase activity. The transcript is spliced from 3 exons. Gene Ontology annotation, biological process: glutathione metabolic process. The record is from RefSeq and is a predicted model, not a curated record. Bases 73 to 723 code for a protein of 216 amino acids. Lineage: Eukaryota; Metazoa; Arthropoda; Insecta; Lepidoptera; Papilionidae.